CGGGGGCGGCCCGGGGGCGGCGCGCGGCUGCUCCGGGCGCCGGGCCCUCCUCGGCCGCGGCACGGCCCGGGCUCGGCGACGGCCGGCCGGAGGGAGGCUGGGAGCCGUGGCGCCGCCACAAGUUGCGCUGCUCGCGGCGAGGUAACUGAAGAUAGAAAACAGGCCUAAAAAUAAACCCUCGAAAGAAGAAGGGAUUUGCCUACAUUUGGCUCUGAAUCCCAGCAGACGCUUGGCGGUUUAUACAACCGGAUGCUGGGGAGCCCACUGGUUCAGAGGUCUACACAUGAAGUCACCCUAAAGAGGGCGGCUCCCGCUUCAUAGAGACCUCGUCGCCGCGCGGUGAGGCUAAGAUGAGCAUAACCAGUGACGAGGUGAACUUCCUGGUGUAUCGCUAUCUCCAGGAGUCAGGUUUUUCCCACUCGGCGUUCACAUUCGGUAUCGAGAGUCACAUCAGCCAGUCCAACAUCAAUGGGACGCUAGUGCCGCCGGCUGCCCUCAUCUCCAUCCUGCAGAAGGGCCUGCAGUAUGUGGAGGCCGAGAUCAGCAUCAACGAGGACGGCACGGUGUUUGACGGCCGCCCCAUAGAGUCCCUGUCCUUGAUCGACGCGGUGAUGCCCGACGUGGUGCAGACGCGGCAGCAGGCCUUCCGGGAGAAGCUGGCGCAGCAGCAGGCCAGCGCGGCGGCCGCGGCGGCAGCAGCGGCGGCCACGGCAGCCACAGCGGCCCCGGCGGCCCCAGCGGCUGUUUCCCAGCAGAAUCCACCAAAGAACGGCGAGGCCACGGUGAACGGGGAAGAGAACGGAGCACAUGCCAUCAAUAAUCACUCGAAACCAAUGGAAAUAGACGGAGACGUGGAGAUUCCACCCAACAAAGCCACAGUUCUUCGGGGCCACGAGUCUGAGGUGUUCAUUUGUGCCUGGAACCCUGUCAGUGAUCUCCUAGCUUCCGGAUCCGGAGAUUCGACCGCAAGGAUAUGGAAUCUCAAUGAAAACAGCAACGGGGGCUCCACGCAGCUCGUGCUGAGGCACUGUAUACGGGAGGGAGGGCACGACGUCCCCAGUAACAAAGACGUGACCUCCCUGGACUGGAACAGUGACGGGACACUGUUGGCUACAGGUUCCUAUGAUGGUUUUGCGAGAAUAUGGACGGAAGAUGGUAACCUGGCCAGCACCUUAGGCCAACAUAAAGGCCCCAUCUUUGCCUUGAAGUGGAACAAGAAGGGGAAUUACAUUUUGAGUGCUGGAGUAGACAAAACAACGAUAAUUUGGGAUGCCCACACAGGAGAGGCCAAACAGCAGUUUCCGUUUCAUUCUGCACCUGCUCUCGACGUGGACUGGCAGAACAACACUACCUUUGCCUCCUGUAGCACAGACAUGUGUAUUCACGUCUGCAGACUCGGCUGUGACCGCCCGGUCAAAACCUUCCAGGGACACACAAAUGAGGUCAAUGCCAUCAAAUGGGACCCUUCUGGGAUGUUGUUAGCGUCCUGCUCUGAUGACAUGACAUUAAAGAUCUGGAGUAUGAAGCAAGAUACGUGUGUCCAUGACCUGCAGGCUCACAGCAAAGAGAUAUAUACCAUCAAGUGGAGUCCCACCGGGCCAGCCACCAGCAACCCAAACUCCAGCAUAAUGCUAGCAAGUGCUUCGUUCGAUUCUACGGUCCGACUGUGGGACGUGGAGCGGGGCGUUUGCAUCCACACGCUCACCAAACACCAGGAACCGGUCUAUAGUGUAGCUUUUAGCCCCGACGGGAAGUACUUGGCCAGCGGCUCCUUUGACAAGUGUGUGCACAUCUGGAACACUCAGAGUGGAAGUCUCGUCCACAGCUACCGAGGCACCGGCGGCAUCUUCGAGGUGUGCUGGAACGCCCGAGGGGACAAAGUGGGCGCCAGCGCGUCCGACGGCUCCGUGUGUGUUUUAGAUCUGCGAAAGUGAGCACGAAAUAUUACAGAAACAAGAAGAGAAUUCUAACGGACCAGCAGUGAAUGUGUGGGGGUGUGUAGCACUAUUCAAACACAAUUCUGUCAGCUCCAAAACUGUACGAACGUGACCUUAGAGUGUACUUUGAAACCAACUCAUCCCUGGCCACAGGAGUCUCUAUUUUUUCGUAAUCUUCAUCAAGAAGUUUAAAACAACAUACACGUAGUCAUAUCAAAAGGGGAAAGAAUGGUUUCCACCUGGAACAUGCAGCCUGGGAAGCGUGAAGCCACCCGCUAGACGGUGCACGGUUUGGUUUCCAUCCAGAACAGUCUCUGAUGGCUGAGAGGAAAAAAAAAAAAAAAAGCUGUGCCAAAAAGAAAAAGAAAAAAAAAAAUGCUGUGAUAAACCAAAAGGGGGGGUGGGGACUUCUCAUGCGGUGGGUUUGGGUUUGCUUUUUUUUUUUUUCCUAAAAAUUUGGACACUACAGUUACUCUCACAAGGAUGUUCAAAGACCAGUUUGUACGGAUGAAAUGGGCAACUUUGUAAUCCCAACACUUUCUAUUUUCUAGAGUCUUUGUCCCGUGGUUUUUCUAUGGGCUGGAAUCCUGUCGUUUGGGGGCCUUGGGUCUGAGGUGGAAACUGUUCUGGGUUUGUCGCUUCUCUCCUGAUGUCGCCUACCCCUCCGCCUCUUCCCUUCCUUCAUGGUCUUGGUGGGCAGCACCCCCUUUGUGGACACCGUGAGAGAGUCUCUGACGGAAGGCCUUCUCCCCCUCCCUCCGCACCCCCCCCCCCCCCCCACGCACUCUGUCUGCCACUUCCUCAUAGCUUCCCAUCUUAGGUCUCAAGGGCACUUUCAGCGCAUAAUAAGUGCUUUAUGUAAGGAGGCAGGUCAGGGGGACUUUUUACAGGAGAAAAAAAAAAGUGACUUAUAAGAGAAAGAGCCCGGAGUAUUUUUGGAAAAAAAAAAUAUUUUUAUGUUAAAACAAUUUUAAAGUCCUGAAAUGGCCAUCAGACAUAGAGAGCUUUGUGUGAUUCAUAUUUAAAAAAAAUCAUAAUUUUAGGAAGACAGAGGCAGGGUCUGAGGUAGUUUUUCUCUUCACUCUCAGCUUUACUAGAGACAGGGAGGGCUCUGGGUGGGAAAGUGUCCGCUCUGGGGUCGGCCUCGGGGCUGUUCUGCAGUCAGAGAGGAAAAUCCCAGCCCUUUCAGCUCGAAGAUGACCUUGGCAUCCCUCGGGGUGUGUUGACCUUAGUAGCCGGCAGGAGAGACAUGGAGAAGGGUUCCCUCGGACCCGAGAAGGGUUUCCAGAACCAGUGGCGUUGAAGGAGCCGUCAGAACCGUCCGCUCAGCAGGGUGCUGCCUGGGAGUGACGUGUCGCUCAAGCCGCGUGGCCGCCCGUGGCCCCGCAACGAAGAGCACCUCGGCGGCUCCUUGCAAAGCUGAUGGGCGAGGCUCCACGAUCGCACUGGGUCUAGUAAGGACAGAAGCAAACGGGGAAAGGUUUUCAGUCCUGAAGGUGAAUUACGUAGGUAGAACGUCACUAAUAAUUUCUGCCGUCUUCAUAGUUUCUUCCUCUCGCAACAGAUGAGGAGAGGGUUUUCUUUUUUUUAAUGAUGAAUCUUUUUACUGUUUUUAAAAAAUUAAACUUGGCUUUGUGUUCCUA
Messenger RNA from Hippopotamus amphibius kiboko, 3580 nucleotides. RefSeq names its product transducin beta like 1 X-linked (gene TBL1X). The transcript is spliced from 17 exons. The coding region runs from base 351 to 1934 and encodes 527 amino acids. Gene Ontology annotation, cellular component: histone deacetylase complex. Lineage: Eukaryota; Metazoa; Chordata; Mammalia; Artiodactyla; Hippopotamidae. Gene Ontology annotation, molecular function: protein binding; transcription corepressor activity. Gene Ontology annotation, biological process: regulation of transcription by RNA polymerase II. The record is from RefSeq and is a predicted model, not a curated record.